Molecule: messenger RNA, 1515 nt
Organism: Aspergillus luchuensis
Lineage: Eukaryota; Fungi; Ascomycota; Eurotiomycetes; Eurotiales; Aspergillaceae
Product: pyridoxal phosphate-dependent decarboxylase family protein
Exons: 1
Coding region: 1-1515 (504 amino acids)
Biological process (GO): carboxylic acid metabolic process
Molecular function (GO): pyridoxal phosphate binding; carbon-carbon lyase activity
Source: RefSeq, a predicted model, not a curated record
AUGGACCUAAGAGAUAUCAAAGGGACCUCCCAAGAGCAGGGCCAAUUACAUCAGAAGCUAUGGGAACUUAACCAAACAUAUACAUCAGGGAACGUGUUGCCUAGUGCUAGUGAUUUGUCGCGAGCCAGAGCAUCUCUACCAGAGUCUCUCCCUGCUGAAGGAACGGGUUUCGAAAGUGCCACCCAGCAUAUCCUAAAUGACUUGGUCCCAGCCUUCAACCGCAGCAGCAUAAGUCCUAAUUAUUACGGAUUUGUCACCGGAGGUGUUACCCCGGCAGCCCUAUUUGCAGACAAUCUAGUCACAGCCUACGAUCAGAAUGUCCAAGUGCACCUUGCAGAGCAUUCUAUAUCGACAGACGUCGAAGCCACUGCUCUUGGUCUGCUUGCCGAUCUUCUGAAAUUGGAUCGACGGAGCUGGAAUAACGGGACUUUUACCACUGGGGCCACGGCCAGCAAUGUUCAUGGAUUAGCUUGCGGGAGGGAGUUUGUCCUCCGCGCUGCUGCCAAGAAGAGUGGAAUCGAUAUAGAUAGCGUUGGCGAGUAUGGCUUGUUCGAAAUCAUCCAAGCUACAGGAAUCUCUGGUAUCCAAAUUCUCUCGACUAUGCCUCACUCUUCGUUGGCAAAGGCCGCUGGAAUUCUUGGCAUAGGCCGUGCCAACGUUAAGAGCAUUUGUCGGGAAAAUCAUUACCUUCAGAUCGACUUUGAACGACUUGAAGCGGAGCUAAAAGCCAGUAAGGCGAGUAUCGUCGCUGUCUCCUGUGGAGAGGUCAAUACUGGACAUUUUGCGACGUCAAGCUUGGUUGAAAUGAAACGCCUGCGUAGCCUCUGUGACAAGUACGGAGCCUGGCUUCAUGUCGACGGUGCUUUUGGGAUCUUCGGCCGGAUAUUGAACGGUGCCGAAUUUUCGGCUAUAUCAAAGGGGUGUGAGGGUAUGGAGCUAGCAGACUCGAUCGCAGGUGACGCUCACAAAUUCCUCAACGUGCCGUACGACUGUGGCUUUGUCCUUUGUCGCCAUCCUGGUGAGGCUGAGAAGGUUUUCCAAAAUGCAAAUGCGGCCUACUUGUCUGGGGGGCAGUCUGGAGCGCUCCCAAUACCUUCUCCACUAAACAUCGGUAUGGAGAAUUCGAGACGGUUUAGAGCGCUGCCAGUGUAUGCCUCGCUAUUGGCAUAUGGCCAGAUUGGGUAUCAGGAGAUGCUACAGAAGCAAGUUCGGCUUAGUCGAAUGAUCGCAGGCUGGAUAUUCGAUCAUCCCAAGUACAAUGCUUUGCCAGAUUUGUCAAGCAAGGAUGAGUUGCUAGACCAUACCUACAUCAUAGUGCUGUUCAGUGCAAAGGACGACGAGUUGAACAGCAACUUAACCAAGGAGAUAAAUGCGACUUCUAAGCUUUUUGUGUCUGGAACCUCCUGGCAAGGAAGACCGGCUUGUCGCAUCGCAAUCUCAAACUGGAGGGUGGAAGAAGAAAGGGACUUUGCACUUGUGACAGAUGUCUUGGACACCGUGGCUGGAAGAGUAUAG